Messenger RNA from Tachyglossus aculeatus (Australian echidna), 2005 nucleotides. RefSeq names its product purinergic receptor P2X 5 (gene P2RX5). The record is from RefSeq and is a predicted model, not a curated record. The transcript is spliced from 13 exons. Bases 11 to 1597 code for a protein of 528 amino acids. NCBI's taxonomy places the organism in Eukaryota, Metazoa, Chordata, Mammalia, Monotremata, Tachyglossidae. Gene Ontology annotation, molecular function: purinergic nucleotide receptor activity; ATP binding; extracellularly ATP-gated monoatomic cation channel activity. Gene Ontology annotation, cellular component: plasma membrane; nuclear inner membrane. Gene Ontology annotation, biological process: response to ATP; monoatomic cation transmembrane transport.
GCGCGGGGAGAUGGGGCAGGUGGGCUGCAGAGAGCAGUGCCUGUCCGUGUUCGACUACAAGACCGAGAAAUAUGUCAUCGCCAAGAACAAGAAAGUGGGCAUCCUCUACCGGCUGCUGCAGCUGUCCAUCCUCGUCUACCUGGUGGGGUGGGUGUUCGUGGUGAAGAAGGGCUACCAGGAAGUGGACACCUCCCUACAGAGCUCAGUCAUCACCAAGGUGAAGGGCGUGGCCUGGACCAACACCUCGGAGCUGGGGGAGCGCCUCUGGGACGUCGUCGAUUAUGUCAUCCCCCCCCAGGGUGAGAAUGUCUUCUUUGUGAUAACUAACCUGAUCGUGACCCCCAAUCAGCGGCAGUCCACUUGCGCAGAGAGAGUGGACAUCCCUGAUGCUGUCUGCCAGGAGAACAGUGACUGUGCCCCAGGCAAAGCGGUGGUUGCUGGGAACGGGGUGAAGACCGGCCGCUGCCUGAAACUUGACGAGAACAGCAAGGGCACAUGUGAGAUCAUCGCCUGGUGUCCAGUGGAGAAGAAAUCCAGACCGAAGGAGCCACUUUUGGGAAAGGCUGCCAACUUCACUGUUUACAUAAAGAACUCAAUCAAAUUCCCCAAAUUUAACUUCUCCAAGACCAACGUGCUGAACACAAAAAGUGGUUCGUACCUGAAAUCAUGUCAUUUUGGGCCAGAGAAUCCAUACUGCCCGAUAUUCCGGUUGGGGUCAAUGGUCAGUUGGUCCGGUAACAAUUUCCAGCAAAUGGCCCUGGAGGGCGGUGUGAUAGGCGUUCAGAUUGAGUGGGACUGUGACCUGGAUAAAGCAUCCUCAGAGUGCAACCCUCGCUAUUCGUUUAGCCGCCUGGACAACAGGUUUGCAGAGAAGUCCAUCUCCUCUGGAUACAACUUCAGGUUUGCCAAAUACUACCGGGACGACAGAGGGGUGGAGUUCCGCACCCUGAUUAAGGCCUAUGGGAUCCGCUUUGACGUAAUGGUGAACGGCAAGGCAGGAAAGUUUAACAUCAUCCCCACAGUGAUCAACUUGGCCUCAGGAGUGGCUCUCACAGGGGCGGGGGCAUUUUUCUGUGAUCUGGUACUGAUCUACCUAAUCAAAAAGAGCCAUUUUUACCGGGGGAAGAAGUACGAGACCUUGAAAGGGAGAGAAGCCAGUGUCGAGCCGGAGAACGAGUCGUCCUCCGUGACCGGCAGCCAGCCUCCAUCUGUACUCAGAAGCGAUGGGGAGACCAAGGACCUAGCUGCCCUGGAGACUGAGAUGGAUCGUGAGGUGGGGGUUCCCAGAGGCUUGGGGACAGAGGGUCCACCCAAGUUGGUACCGUUGCCCAGGAAACGGAACAAGUCUGCGGAUCGGACCGAGGAGCAAGAGUCACAGCUGGAGCCACAGGACCAAAGGGAGCGUGAGAGAAUGUAUUGGAAAGCGAGCAGCAUGCCGAGCAUGGUCCAUGACAGCAGCGUGGGCAGGAAGGGGGAGAGCUGUGCCACGGGGUCCAACUCAAAGAAACCCUUGACAGACCAUUCGGCAAAUGAACAUAAUUCCAACGCCCUAGGCACGGGUGAGCAACUGAGACAGCUGCAGACUGUGGAGACCUAACCCAAGGCAAGAGGAAGGGAAGAAAGCCUGCUGCAUCUAAGGGGUAAAGCUAAACACAGGACUUGGAGGCAGAGCCUCCCAGUAUUGGGGUGGUUGCCCCAUUUGGCCAAGGCAAACGGGACCUUUUCAAGCUCUUUGAGGAGCACUUUCAGCUAACAUCCUCUCACACCUUGGUCUGAGACCUUCCCUACGGUCCUGAGAGGUAAAUGUUUCGUUUUGGGGUGUUUUUUUUUUAAACUGCAAGUUGUUCAUCAAACCAAGGAAAGCUGGCAAGUGGAUUUGAGAAGCCAUCUUGCAGGCUUCCUGGCAGCACGGGACUAGUUGGAGAGAUGUGAGGAACAUUGUAAGAUCCUGGAGUAUUCCAAAGUGGGGAGGGCUAGGGUGGGGAGGAAAUUAGGUUGCUGUUGG